AUAUAGGCAGCAUAACGCCCCUUACCUCUUCAUGUAUAAAUAGAGAUCUAACCUCCUCAACUUCAGCACAUCACAACAUACUUACUACUCAAACUUACUACGCACCAAGUUUCCAUCAACCACUUUCUAAGCUAAGAAAAUGGCUCAAGCAAUCGCCAAGAACCAAAUUGUUGCCAAGUACGGACCCUAUGGUUCACAAUUGCCAGAAAACUACUGCAUGGUACUCCAAGAAUGUGAGCAGAUCAAAGAAGUUAUCAUAAGGCAUGGCUUCAUUGUUGACGCCCUUGGGUUCGUCAUAUCUAAGCCAUGUGGGCGUACUGAAACCAAAAUCUUUGGUGGUAAAUGCGGAAACGAGUCCAGGAUCGUUCUCAAGUGUGGUGAAUUCAUCACACAAAUUUCUGGAACAUACGGAAACUACAAGUACCAGAACAAUGAAUGCCUUAUUGGUACACUCAAGAUACACACCAACUUCUGCCCAUCAGGAUAUGGACCAUAUGGACAAGGAAACGGUAUUGAAUGUCCACGCAGUUUCUCUUCUCCGCUCCCAACUAAGGGCCCUAUUGUUGGAUUUUUCGGAAGGCACAACAACUACCUCGAGUCCACUGGAAUAUUCGUCAAAGAGGAUUGCCCAUGCGCUUAAGUAUGCUGUUGAAGUCUUUGGUUAUGAGUAUUAAUGAAUAAGUAAGGUGCUUCAACGAUGACCUCCUACAUUUCCUAUUAGAAGCCACACACUUAUCUUAUGUGAUGUCUUGUAAUUGUGAUUUGUACUCAUCAUCUUGAGGAGCAUUGUAUUGUUGUCUUUGUUGUCUUGUAUGUUUGUUAAAUGAUAUAUAGCUCUUUUUAAAAAUA
Beta vulgaris subsp. vulgaris (sugar beet) is the source of this 849-nucleotide messenger RNA. RefSeq names its product mannose/glucose-specific lectin. The coding region runs from base 140 to 640 and encodes 166 amino acids. NCBI's taxonomy places the organism in Eukaryota, Viridiplantae, Streptophyta, Magnoliopsida, Caryophyllales, Amaranthaceae. The transcript is spliced from 4 exons. The record is from RefSeq and is a predicted model, not a curated record.